This is a messenger RNA of Spinacia oleracea (spinach), 1088 nucleotides long. RefSeq lists its product as uncharacterized. The transcript has 5 exons. NCBI's taxonomy places the organism in Eukaryota, Viridiplantae, Streptophyta, Magnoliopsida, Caryophyllales, Amaranthaceae. The coding region runs from base 38 to 958 and encodes 306 amino acids. The record is from RefSeq and is a predicted model, not a curated record.
UUCAAAAUAGAACCCAAAUUUUUAAAAAAAAAAAAAAAUGGAGACAACAACAAUAUCCACCUCCAAAGCCAAGCUUCCUCCACCACCACACCCACAACCACAACCACAACCACCAAUCCCUUCUCUCUCCUCCCAAAUUUCCUCCAUUUCCAUCAACCGUCGCCACCUCCUCACCUCACUUUCACUCUCUACUACCACCUAUUUCUCUCUCCUCAGCUCCCAAAUCCCCAUUUUACCCCCGCCUGUCGAUGCCCGCGGUCUCUUCCAAAUGCCACCAUUUCGGCUUAUUAACAGGUAUUUUCUGGUGAGGGCAGGGGAGUCCCAGUACGAAGGAUUGGGGGUGAUCAAUACGAACCCGGUGGCAAAAACAUCGGUCGAUAACGGGUUGUCGGAAAAUGGGAAGAGACAGACAGUGAGGGCUGCUUUGGAACUAAAGAAAAUGGGAGCUUGUGAAGGGAGUUGCUGGAUUUGGCCUUCUAUCACUCAAAGAGCUUACCAGGCUGCUGAGAUUAUUGCUUCUGUUAAUAGAAUUGAUCGUAGCCACAUAGUGCCUGAGUAUAGCUUUCUGGAUGCUCGCGGGCUAGGGGCUUAUGAAGGCAAGGCACUAGAAUCUGUUUCAGAGGUUUAUGCAUCAGAUGGAGUAUCUCCCAACAUAAAGCCGCCUCCUAUUGAUGAUGGAACCCCAAACGAGAGUGUGGGAGAUGUGUUUGUACGCGUAACACAGCUCAUGUCAGUUCUGGAAACUCAAUACUCCGGUGACACAGUCAUCAUCGUGUCUCCAGAUUCUGACAAUUUAUCAGUACUACAAGCUGGUUUAGUUGGACUCGAUCUUCGAAGGCAUAGAGAUCUUUCUUUCAGCCCAGGAGAGGUGAGAUAUGUAGAUGCAAGCAGCAUACCUGAAUACAAGAAACCGACAUCAAAUGUAUAUAAGUGUUACAAUCCACCUAAUUGUAGGUAGAUAGAUUAAUUUUCUGCAAUUUCUGCAUGCUUAUUGUACAUACUUGGUGAAUGCAAAUUGCAAAACCCAGAUGUAUGACAAAUCUUGUUUCUGAGUGUAUCAGAAAGAUUUACAGAGCCAUACAUAUCUA